AUGCUGCUUUCUCAAAGCAGUGAAACAUCAAAAAACAACCAACAGCUAAUGAAGAGUCAGCAGAAGGUAGCCGAUACUUGUUCAAUACUUACGAGGAGGUUAGGACUUUCUAGUAGUAGUAACAAUGGCAGAAUAUUGAUUGGUGGCAGAGAAUGUUGGAUUAAUUCUACAUUUUCUUAUUCGGAUGAGAGUUUUAUUGUGAAUGAUGAUGAAGAGGAUUGUACAGUUGUGAAUGAACAAAGUAACACAGCCUUGGCUAGUAGUAGCAGUCAAGAUUUGCAUCAGGGUAGUGAUGAUCAUAUUACGGAAUCGAAUAUGGUAUUCGAUGAUGUUUCUCCUAAUCAAUUUAAUGAUGAGAAUAAUCAAAUCACAACAAGUCAGAGUCGAGGUUCUACUACACAACAUGAAACAUUGGACGAAUUCCCAGAAAUUCAAACUAUUCCAAAUCAAACUGCUGGGACUUUGAAAACAUCAUUGGAACCAUCAAGGAAUAGUCAAAGCCUUUUUCUUGACGACUUGAACGAUCAUCACAGUCACAUGAUGCAAUUAGUUAAAGGAGUUGAUGCUGUUGCAAGAAAAAACUUUAAUUUAGCACCAUCUAAUUUACCAGAUCAACACUAUUUACAUCACUACAUUCCUGAAAAUGAUGAUUCACUUUCAACAACAAAGGUUAGAACAUUAAGUGAUCAAGGAAGUGAGUUUAGUUCCGAACGAGGUGAUAUUGAUAAUGAGUGGUUUUUCAAUUCUUGUUCAAAUGUGAAUGAUAGUUAUUUCCUUCCAGAUGAGCUAAUUUACAAAAUUUUAACAUAUCUUGACUUUGAUGAUGUUGUUCUAAAGUCCUCUCUUGUGAAUAGACAGUUUUUCAGUGUCAGUAAUUGUGGAGGUUUUUGGAUUCAAUUUAUCAAAACAAGAAAAUGUGAAGACACUGUCAAUAUUCUUUCCUAUUAUCAAUACGAGUUCCAUUCAAAUCAUAUAGUCAAACAAAUCAAGCAUGAACCAUCCGAAGAAGUUACCCUUCAAGAAAAUGAUGAUGCCACUACUCAAAAUACAGACAAUCCACCAAAUACUCCGAGCGAUGAAAUUGUCAUUCCAUCUCAACAAGAUUCGAGUAAUUAUGAUCCUGCUAAUCAUUUAACUAUUUAUAGACCUAUUUUAUUAAGUUAUUUAUACCAUAAGAGAAACUUGAAGAAAUGGUUUUUCUUUACAGAGGCCAACUAUUACUUACUAUUUUUGCUUCCGUUUGGAAUUAUGACAUUUUUAUUCUUAUCUUCAUACGUUUUCCCAGUCUUUCCUCCUUUUUACAAGCUCAACUUGUUUUCCUUUUCAGCAGCUCCUUCCAAAUUCUUUGCUCCCUCUCGAAGAAAUAUUUAUAUUGAAGGUAUUGGAGAAAAUUUUUCACAGUGGACUCUUGGAAUAUUUGGAGCUUCAAUUCUUGUCAUUAUCAUUUCACUGCUAUUGAUACGGCCCCUCACAAAAUCAGCUCUUAGACAAUAUUCCUUGUCUAUCCAAAAUGAGGAUCAACUCUCCUUCACCAAGUCUAUUAUAACCAAAACAAAAUUGGAUUAUUCCUCUCUGAUACCACACUCAACAGAAAUGUUACCAGUUUCUCUUAGAAAGAAAUUAGUAAGAGACAUUUUAGGACAUGAAAAAUUAUUUACAAAAGAACAUGUUGUGAGGUGCAUGGUUCUCAUUCCAGUUGUAUUAUGUUAUAUCACAACUGUUUUGAAAAACUUUGUCUAUAUUCCAUACCUUUCUGAAACCUAUCACACCUUAUUGAGCUUACCUGGAUAUUUAGUUUUGGCAUAUCUCAUCAAGACACAUUGGUAUAUGGUAUUCAAGAUUCAUGGUUUCUUCUCCUUACUUGUUUGUUACGCUUGUUUCCACUUUGUACUAAAUCAACUCAAGUGGGAUGUUCUCAUUCGACCAAUGUUUUACUUCCUUUCACAGGUAUUUGGUGUGUGGUGCUACAUUAUUCUCAACUUUUGGGUAUUGGGAGGUCCAGACAAUACUCAAGGAAUUCCAUGUGCCAACAGUUAAAAUAAAACUGUGGGUUAAAUCUUUUAUUUAUUAUUCAAUCAACAUUACAAUUAAUUGAUCUCUAACAAUACUCUUGGUAAUUUAGUAAGCAUUGUAUAUGAUGUUCUAAAUAAUAGAAGAAACUAAGUUUGAGCUUUUGCAUACUUUAAAUUAAUACAUUCUUUUUCAUUAGUCAUCCAUUUUCA
Naegleria gruberi is the source of this 2222-nucleotide messenger RNA. RefSeq lists its product as uncharacterized. Gene Ontology annotation, molecular function: protein binding. The record is from RefSeq and is a predicted model, not a curated record. NCBI's taxonomy places the organism in Eukaryota, Heterolobosea, Eutetramitea, Acrasida, Naegleriidae. The transcript has a single exon. Bases 1 to 2037 code for a protein of 678 amino acids.